Molecule: messenger RNA, 326 nt
Organism: Staurois parvus
Lineage: Eukaryota; Metazoa; Chordata; Amphibia; Anura; Ranidae
Source: the annotation of a GenBank genome assembly
AUUUUGCAUUUCCGGGUAGGGGACCUGUGUGUAAACAAUACUGAUCUCUCCCCCCUGUCAGCUACUGCACAUUGCUUUGUAUUGCUCUGCAUAGCACAGCAAUACAAAGCAAUGUGCUGGCACAGUAAAGCACACACACAGCACACUGUAAAACAGCACACAGUUAACCCUUUGAUCGCCCCAGAUUUUAACCCCCUUGCUGCCCCGUGCCAUUAGUACAGUGUCAGUGCUUUUUAUUAGCACUGAUCACUGUAUAGUGUUACUGGGGAUGUCAGUGACAGUUAGUCAGUUUCCCCCCAGUGUCAGAAUGCCCGCCGCAGUCCCAC